CCCACCCCCUAUAGGGGGGUGGGCCUAGUGCUUGUAGUCUUACGAGAAUCUUCCCCUCUUACACUUCCUAUUUACUUCUACGCAAAAAUCGUCAUAUUGCGUCAUCUUUAACAGGAAGUGUUGGAGAUCGAUACGGAUCUCUCCAGUCUCCAUAAAAUAAGGGAAUGAUGCACGACAAUUCAAAAAUAUGGGUGGGUUAUUAACGAUACAAAGCUUAAUGGAAAUGGGUGAAGUUUCCCUUAAGAUCCAAAAAAAAAAGCGGAAGAGUGCGCAGAAGACAACUACGCAGGUUUGUGCGCAGAUGGUAAGUGCGCAGAAGAGCAGAAUUUGGACAUGCUUGGUGAGGGACAUUCGCGUUGUCUCCAAAAAGUAAAAGCAUAUAUUUCGUUUAUUUUAUACUAAUCACGUUUACGGACUGAAGCACAUGCUAAAGUUUUUUUCCAAGCCUGCUUCCACAGGCCUCACGUGGAGGUACAGGCGGAAGAACACAUUCCUGAUCAACACAGCCUGAAGGAUGGCUUCAAAGAUCUACUACACCGGAGAGGGUGGUGUACGCUUCAAGAAAAGGAAAGCACGGUUCAGUUUCAGUGAAGUACACAUCAUGUUGGAUGAAGUGAAAAAACAUCACCAUAUACUUGUUGGGAGACGUAAUCAUAGCGUGCACAGCAACCUGAGAAAGCGCACGUGGGCUACAGUAACCGCGGCCGUCAAUGAGAUCGGCGAGUGCCAGCGCGAGGUCAUCGAGGUGGUCAAGAAGUGGUCGGACCUCAAGUGCGACACCCGCAGGAAGCUGAUGGCCAUGCGUACCUCGAGCCCGGGCAACCAAAGCCUCGGCUUCCGCAGAACCCGGGACCUGAGCGCCACGGAGAAAAUUGUGCACCAGAUCCUACAGAUGGACCACAAGAACCCGAGAAGCCUGGAGGAACACAGUCCAGUGGGCGAGGAGGGGCUGGACGGGCUGGAUGAUCGGGGGGAGUCUUCUCUCAUGGGAGACGAGGACUGGAACCCAGCUGGGACUCCCCCUGACUUAGACGUGCGGCCUCCUAUUGCCUCGUACUUGCUGGACACGCGUGCCAUCCGAAACCUUCAAGAAGAUCCAUCGGUCGCCGCAUACUCGAAAGCGCCGUCGCCAGACCACUUCCGCCGUCCGCCCCCACCGCAAGCCACGUUGGCCCCCCUCUCUUCCUUAGCGGCGGUGGCGCCGUCGCCCUCGGCGUCCUCCUCUUCCUUCUCGGCCGUCCUGCCCGAGACGCCGGCCCCCCCAAUGGACGCGCAGGGCUCCAUGCUGCAGAGUGCGGCGCUCAGCCUGCAGGAGCAGCACACCGCCAACGUGCUGCUGGAGACGGUGUCGCGCUCCCUGGAGCUGCUGGCCGAGUCGCUGCAGCAGCUGGCCGAGAGCCAGCACUCGUUUGUGCGGCAGUCCCUGCAGCUGCAGCGCGAGACGGUGGACGUGCUGCGGAACUUUGCGGGCGGCGCCGUCGCCCUCAUGCACGACAAACUCAACGGAAAGCCGCCACUGUAGCGGACGCCGGGGGGGGGGGGGGCUGGGCGUUAAGGAACGACAAAAGGGCCACGCGGUUAAAGUGUUUUUAAUUUGCGGCCGUUGGACCCAAAUAGUCUGGUACUCAAGGCCGCAAAGACCGACGUCAAAAUCCAACGAUGACUUAGCAGGGCUCCAGACUAACUUUUUCCUUGGGUGCACUGGUGCGCCUACAUUUUUAAUUUGGGUGCACCAGCACGUAUUUAUGGCGGGGGGCGUUGGACCGUGCCUGCCUUGCGCCGAGUUGUUGACAGACGGACGGGCAACCGGGCAGCUGCACCGGUUGCACCGACAAUAAUUACGCCAUUGAUUAAUAAUAUUUUGACCAUUAAAUAAAUGCCUUAAAUAAAUGCUGAAUCUGUAUCUCUCAUAAAGAAUAUCGUCAGACAAUGCCAAGGGAUCGGUUCUGUCCCGAAAAACCCUCUGUCUCCGGAGAGACGCCUGUACGAUAAGUGCGCCGAGGUCCAUGGGAACACCCACAAAUGGUGACGCCAUUAUCGGAGGAGGGGCUAGGAAGCUGCGCAAGCCGAUAUAAGUAGCCGAUCUCCGGGUAGACUCGCUGAAAAGCUGCUCCCGACCAGGUUUGGUUGCGAGCGUAAGUUACCAUGGUGAUACAGCGACGCUUAAGGAGAUUUCAUGGUACAGCUAACCCAGGCUUUCAGCUCAACAUACCUCGCUAACCCUAUCGAGCUUCGUCGUACAGGCGCCUGGAUUGGGGUUCGCGGGUUUGUUUAACGGCGUUGCUAUUGUUACCGGUCUUGCGUGUUCCAACGGUUUAUUAGGUAUCUAAUAAAUCGCUGUCUAAUAAAUACUUCAUUCACUGCCUCUUCCGUGGCCAUUACAAUAUUAUGAAUAGACUGCUCUGUAAAAAAAUAAAUAAAAAAUAAUUAUACCAGAUACAUUUUCAGUCGCACCGGUGCGCCCAAAUAAGAUACUUGGUCGCACUACCCCGAAUUCUAGGCGCAUGUGCGCCCAAAUUAGGCGCACUCUGGAGCCCUGCUUAGUGGAAUCCCCUAACCGUACAGUUUAUACUGCUUCCAGAACCAUGGGAUGAGGAACUUUGAAUGAAUGUCCACCAGUGUUGAAUUUCCAACCUGUGGAAUAGUAAUGGAGGAGUAACUGUGUCUCACUGCUAGCUACGUUUCCCCAGACAUUAAUAUUUGUAGGGAUACAGAUGAGGUGUAUUUUUUAAUGCAAUCUGUCAAUGUGAGCAACGAUUGUUUGCUAUGUCGAGUGUUGGGAUUUUUUUUACACUUUAUAUACAUUCUUUCUGACUGUGACCAUUAUAUGGUCAGUAUUUUUGUGCAAGGCAGAUUUACGUGUGCAUUUCUAAGCAAGGCAGGAUUUUUAUGUGCUUUAUGGUGAGGGAUUUUUAAUGAUUCAAAACAAUGCUAUACCUUAAGUUGAAGGUUAAUAAUAAGGUCAAAAGGAUAUGAGGAACUAUAUCAUAUUUACAGAUGAUUAAACACUGAAGUCCAUUGUUUCAUUACAGUUUUGGAGUUCUGCACAUUGAGUUCUUUGACUUUUACACUUUCAUUGUUAAUUUCAACAAGCUAUUGAUUUGAAGUUCCUUGCAAACAAUAAAAUCCUGAUAGACCUCAA
Molecule: messenger RNA, 3142 nt
Organism: Gadus morhua (Atlantic cod)
Lineage: Eukaryota; Metazoa; Chordata; Actinopteri; Gadiformes; Gadidae
Product: Myb_DNA-bind_5 domain-containing protein
Exons: 4
Coding region: 515-1522 (335 amino acids)
Cellular component (GO): nucleus
Source: RefSeq, a predicted model, not a curated record